AGACGGCUGCCAGUCCCGCACUGCCGAGGUCGUUGUUUUCUUCCGUACGCAACGUGAGCAAGCACAAUAGAUGUUGCUUGUAAAUGGCUCAGUACGUUUGGUCUACAUUCAGCGGCUGACACGUAAUCGGAAUGGCUUGAUAGAUAGAGACAGGAGUGAUUAUUGCAUGACUGAUUCGGCCAGUCUCUGCUGUGGCACUGUGUAGAAAACCACAUUGCUGUAUGUGACAGUGAAUUACGUAUGCAUAAUUUCACCGCAGUGGUUUACAUUUUAUCUACCUCAACGUUUGCAGCAACAUCUCCACCAAAAGCUGUGCGUUUAUAACUCAAUUUAUACACAACUGCUUCUAUUGUCAAAUCUACUGACAGUGUACAAACAUGAGAGGCUGUUUUUGUAGGGAAGGAAUUUAGUUUUUGAUGGAGGAAGUCAUUACACGGUCAGGCGACUAGGCCAGUUAUGAGUUUACCAAGGGGUAUGUGGAGCAGUGCGUUUCAGAUUCUGGCUGGUAUCUACGGCAUUCAGAUUCGUAGCAAUGCUCCUAGAAUCAAAGAGGGCCCAGAGGAAGACGUCAACCAAGAUGGCGUUGGUCGAGCCAGACGGAAGAGUGCUCCUAGUGGCCCGAUUCAGAUGACCACAGAUGCCUCAAGUCCAUCAUCUAAACUAUCAGGUAUCUUCCCGAAGCGAAUGAAAAUCGCUCUAAAGAGGACCAAAAGUGUUGGGAAAUUUGACAAACACGGGCCGCUUAAAGAAGAAGACGAAGGAUCCGAGAUGACAUCUCCACACUCGAUCAAGCCGACUCACUCCCAUGAGUCAUUGCUCCUCGGUCCUCAGACCUCCCUGGAUGUCUUUGACCUCACCGCGAAUGACCUGGUCAUCCAGCCCCUCCACAGCAGCAUCUUGGGCCAGGAUCAUUGCUUCCAAAUCACCACCUCAGUCGGCAAGAAGUACUACUCCUGCAGGUCGGCCAGCGAGCGAGAUAAAUGGAUCGAGAGCAUCCGAAGUGCUGUACAUCCAGAGAAAGACAACAAGCGGAGGAAGGAUAGCGUCUUACGACUCUGGGUCGUGGAAGGAAAGAAUGUCCCACUUAAACGAAAGUACUACUGUGAAAUCUACGUAGACGAUGUCCUCUAUGCUAGAACCACAGCAAAAUCCAGGGGAGAUGUGGUCUUUUGGGGUGAACAGUUCCUUUUCACAUGUCUUCCAGAAGCAAAGAACGUUAAGAUUCAUUUAUACAAAGAGCCAGACAAGAAGAAAAGAAGAGACAAAAACUACCUGGGGCACGUCUCAAUCCCGCUGGAACCGAUCAGCAAUCGCUCAACAUUUGAAAAAUGGUACCCGUUGACGAACAGUUCCUCCAAAGGAGACAUACCGAGCCUAAGAAUUAAAACACGAUAUCAAAGCAUCAAUAUACUUCCCAUUGCACAGUACUCCGAACUUGCACAGUACUUGAAAGAGAAUGCCGUGAGUCUAUGUCAACUUAUAGAGCAGCAAAUUAACGUCAAGACCAAGGAGGAGAUUGCGACCUCGCUCAUCAAAGUACUGCAGUGUCUCGGCACAGCCAAUGAAUUCCUCGUCGAGUUGGUCAUGACUGAGACCAGGACAGUUAAUGAUGAAAGCCUCAUUUUCAGGGCUAACACCAUGGCAACCAAAUCAAUGGAGGCUUACAUGAAGCUGAUUGGUGGAAAGUACAUUCAAGACACCCUCGGUGACUUCAUUCACACGAUAUACGAGAAUGACGAGGAUUGUGAGGUGGAUCCAACCAAAGUAUCCAGCAGUGUGUUACUACAGCAGCACCAGGCAACAUUGACCAUGUUAUGUGAGAUGGCAUGCUGUAAGAUCGUCAACUCGACUGCUGCAUUUCCAUCUGAUCUUAGAUCCGUCUUCCAUUCCUUCCAUCAACACAGCCAGAACUAUCCAAACGGUCCAGAGAUUUGCGAUAAAUUAAUCAGUGGGUGUAUCUUCCUACGCUUUCUAUGUCCAGCCAUCAUGUCUCCAAGUCUCUUUGACCUCAUCCAAGAGUAUCCUAGCGACAAGACAUCAAGAUGCCUUACUCUCAUCGCUAAGACUGUCCAAGCUCUUGCCAACUACACUAACAGGUUUGGAACCAAAGAGAGUUACAUGGUGUUUAUGAAUGAGUUCCUGGAACGGGAGUGGGGCAACAUGAGGACCUUCUUGCAAGAGAUAUCGAGUUCCCAUGACCGAGAGAGUGCAGUGAAGUUUAACGGCUAUACAGACCUUGGCAAGGAACUAUCUCUCCUACACAGCCUUCUAGUUGAAACGCUUGACGACUGUGAAAAGCUUUCUGAAGACAAGGUCGGCCCGUUGAAGGGAAUCCUGUCUCGUAUCACUAGCUACGCCUCAUUACCAGAGGGAACGAUACCCUACAGUUCCUCCAGCUUCAUCCAAAUGACCAAAGGGUCAACAAACUCAACUAAAGUCAGCACUACAUCCAUCUCAACGUCUCCAAUUGGCAAGAAGAGUCUGAAUAAGAUCUUUGACGAUGCGAAGCUUUCCGACUCCACAGACGUUGAGAUGUUGCCGCCGUAUAACAUCGCGAUGGAGCGAUCUAUAACUUCCUCCACGGUGAAUAAUCUUGUGGAUUUCAUCCAGCAGGAUUCGCCAAACGCGGUCAUUGGGAGAACAGAGCGCAGCACGGCAGUUUUUGAUAUCGGGAACGUGCAGACGGACGUACGGCAUGUUGAGACGAGUACGACGGUAGAGAAGGUUGAGACGACAACCGAAGUGGAAGAGAGAAUCAUGGAGGAACUUGAAGGAGAUAUGGUGGUCUCCAUGAAGUCGGAAACUACAAAAUCCGUCAAUCAAUCAUUUUCUGUCAGUUUGGAAAAGAAUGUUAUACCAAACCCCAGUACUAAUGCCAUGAACAGAACGUCGCAGCCCGUAGAGAGAAACGUUGACGGGAAAGGGAGGGCCAAGCGCAGGAACAGAACUUUACCGCUCUCUUUUCAGAAUCCUGCUUAUCAACUCUCAAAGACGUCGCUGCGUCACAUGGACAUCGGGGCUUCAGACAGUGUGAGUUCAUCCAACAGCAGUCCUAGUAACUCUGACGGAGCCUCGUCAAAUCAUGACGGGGACGUCUCACAAAACGGUUCUUCCUGCGACGGUGUCUCCCCACCCUCAAAUCGGCGCACGGCCGCGGCAAAGGAGACCUCCACAGCCAAGAUAGAUAUCAUGGCUCACACUCUUCCCAAAGCUGCCCACCGAUCACAUAAUAUCACGACUGUUGAUUUAUACCCGAAAGACAAACAGAUGUCUGAGAGUCACAGUAGUGGGUCAAUCCACUCCAAUAAAACGAGUAAACCGAAAUUCACGAGUAGUUACAGCAGUACUUCACUAUUUGAACCCUCACGGACCCCAUCCACGUCUAACGUUACGUCUCCCACGGAAGCAAUUCGUGCUAUGAAUAACGCCGCUAAGGCAGCGUUCUUUUCAUCAGUGAUGGCUCCUGUGAAGGAAUCCACUCCCCUCUCGUCACCCAGCCCAACUGGUACCCCGUAUAACAACACUGGUGGGCAGCAGCGCUCUCAAGCCGUGUUGCACAUUAACAAUGGCAGUCAUCAGCCAUCGUUUGCCGUUACAGUCACUAACCCUAAACCCCCAUCUCAAACAGCUCAGUUAGGUUCCACGUACCCUCAGCAUGCCUCAAGCUCCUCCCCUUCAAUAUCGCCUCCUACAAGUUCCUCAACGUCACCUUCUUCGGAAGAUGGUCCUCCCAUGACUCUAGUCAGGACUGAAGCAGUAAUCCAAACAGGUACAGCAACGUCCGUUCCUGUUGAAUCCGAGUCAACAACAUUCACAACCCAGCGGUUUACAACCUCUCAAACGAUCUUGCCCACUCCCUGCCGACCAAAGCAACUGAACACGGAGUCAACAAGUCCGUCUUCACGGGCUCCCCUCAUGGGUACCUCAAAUCUUGAGAAGAGCCACGCCCCAAAGAGCUCCGCCCGCUACCCAGCCACACCCAUCGUCCCCAGUACUGCCAGCGUUGCCUUUAGCAUAACUAACCUUACCCCAGCUAUAACCACCAUGGCGUCGCCAACAAGCCCAUCCUCGUUGCCGCUCCCACGAAAGAAAAUCAUGACGCAGUUUGCUUCUAAGCCUCGCGCCGUCUGCCUCUCAGAGAGCUCAUCCUCAAACGGAUCUCUGAAUAAGAAUGCAGACGCCACGGAAUCUGCCAAAGAUAUGCUGUCAAUCCACAUCGGAAAGAAGUCACGGUCGUUGUCCGUGCAGCAUAACUUCACAUUCAAGUCCUCAACGUCACCUCCAGAACCUGUUUGGACUCGAAGGAUUAAAGACCCAUCUGCUAUUGAUAGAGAAACACAAACAGAAAUGUACUCUCUGGAGAUCCAGCUUCUUAAGGAUGAACUGGAGAAGAUGUCGGCUCAGCUGGAAGAAACCCAACAACGUCUUGACGAAGAGGAGAAAAGAGCGGAUCUAGCCAUUGCAGAGAUGAAAGUAGAGGUGGAGGAAAGUCAAAUAGAACUCAGAAUACAACACGAUGAGAAAGAUAAACAGAUUAAAGACAUCAUUACAAGACUCGUCACCGUUGAGGAAGAACUGAAGAAGGAGCAGGAGGAGAUGGUUGCCGUGGUUUCCGCUAAACAGAAGAUUAUUGAUGCGCAAGAGCAACGUAUACAGUCACUGGAUGAGGCUAAUGUUCGACUCAUGAGGGCGCUAGACCAGCUGAAAGAGCGCUACCAGCUGACGCGGCGUACAAAAUCUUCAUCGGACAUUCGAACAACCAGCAAGCUGACUCCACUGAAUGGAAGCUUGAGGUCAACUAACUGCUGAUCAAGUGACGAAGGUUAAAGGUUAAGGGUUGUAGGUCAAUGAAAUGGUUUAGAAGCAAAUCAACAAAGUUCAGAGGUGAAUGCAUAAGAUCAGAUCGACCUGAUUUGAGAGAGGUUUGAACACACACACAAAAAAAUAAAAAAUAAAAAAAAAAAAAUAAUGUGAAGAAGUUUUCAUGUUUUGUCUCAAUUGUUCUGUGAGACUGAAGCGUUGUAUGCCCAUAUUAAUGUUUUUAUUGGGGAGCUUGUCCACUAAGAAUAAAUUAUGGCAAAUAAUCAUUGAUAUAACAGCAAUUUUGUUAAAGUUUUGAUUUUCAAGCUAGGUUUGACAUCUGCAAAGUCUAAAAGUUAAAAUCAAUUUUUUUGUUUAGUUGUUGGGUCUCUCUGAAGACUGGUAAUGAUUUUAAAUUGACGAUUGCUUCAUUCAUCUGACUUUCUGUUCAGAAAAUAUUGCCAAAUCAGUCAUACAAAUUAUUGAUUUAGAUUCUGUUUAUUCAGUAAGUUUUAGUUAACAAUAAAUGUGAUUGUAAGAAGAUGAUAUAGCCACUUGAUGAGCUUGUACCAUCAGGCUGGUCCUGUAUCAUGAACAAAACAAAAAACAAAAAUGAAUUAAAAAAAAAGAAUCACACCUAAAAUUCAUGUUGGUAAUUUCUUACACCCUUAGUUCUAAUGUUAUGGGAGUAUUUGUUAUUCAAAUCUAUAGAGAUCAAAGCAGCUUGAAAAAAAUCACUGUUUUCUUUGAAGGGGAAACAAAAAAAACAUAUUUGGAAAGAUGUGAAUAUUUUGACAGAUUUAUCUGUUAGUUAGAGCCAUUUGAUCAAAAAUCUCGAGUGAAAAUAUUAAGCAAUUUAAGCGAGAAACUAUUCAGUAUUCUGUAUGAACUUGUGAUUGGUAACAGCGACUCUGUGAGACAUAGAAUCUUAGUCUUCACUACAAAAACAACAUUGAAUUUUUUUUAAAAGAAAUGAAUAUCUGAUUGCCGUUUGUGGCUGUUUCUUCUGAAGAGGGCCAACAUAUUUUGCUUUAAAACCCACUGGAUAAAGAAUAGCGAUAUAACCGUUCUGCUAUUCUCUGCUUGCAUUUACUCAACUUUGCUAAGAAUUAGCAGAGAGUGUUGCCCAGGCUGUGUAUAAGCAAUGAGUGCCAACUCAUGCCAGAACAAAUACUGUUACUUUCUUUGCUAAUGAUGAUGUAUCUUUAGUUUCCAAACCUCAUUUUCUUCUCUAAAAAUACCAUUAUUAUAUAAUGACCUGUUGUAGUUUUGUUUACAAAUUGCUAUUGUUUCAAUAUAAAGGUAAAUGAACUGUUGCUAGCUUUCGCCCACUCAACAUUUAUUUGUAAAUAUAUGUCACUUCAUUUUAAAUAUUAUUGUCUAAACCAUUGUACAUACAAUUUUAAGUGAAAAUUUGUAUUUAUUUAUUGUAACCUUUAGUGUAAAUGAAGUCUUCCACUGGAAGGAUAGCCUUUUGUGUAGCUCUCGUCAGUGUACAAACAGCGACACUGACUUCUGUUUAUUUAUUGGAAUGUUUUGGAUUUCUGUGUACAUUUCAAAGUUUUUACGACCAUUUUUCAUGACAACUGUGAGCUUUGCCAAAAAAAUUGUGGAGCAGUGCAAGUUGCGAGGUAAUUUCAAUUUUAAGAUUUUUGAGUUUUAACAAAAUGAUAAUAAUUUGAAUCUUUUUUGGUGAGAGAUUUUAAAUUGAGAAUCACAGUGGCUUUGUCAUCUGUCACAUGUGAUGUUUCUACACAGGGUUUCUGCUUAUUUAUUUUGUAGUUUUAAAAAAGAAAUUAUUUUAAAGUGCUUGCAACAAAAUAGUUGGCAUCUUAACUGUCAAGUGUUAAAGAUGGCGGUAUAUUUGAAACAGUAUCUCAUCCGCUUUGGUGAGAGAUGGGCAAAUAAAGAUCAUUGGUUAUUCAAGCCUGAUGUUAGUGGAAAUGUCAUCAAUUUCCCAGUUUUGGAAAUGUUUUAUGAAGAGUUACUGUUGUCAUUAUUUUGGUGAUCAUUGUCAAGAUAAGCACAGAGUGAAAAUAAAGGGCUAUGAAAUGUUUUGCUGUAAAACA
This is a messenger RNA of Asterias rubens (European starfish), 6869 nucleotides long. RefSeq names its product ras GTPase-activating protein nGAP-like. Lineage: Eukaryota; Metazoa; Echinodermata; Asteroidea; Forcipulatida; Asteriidae. The transcript is spliced from 19 exons. The record is from RefSeq and is a predicted model, not a curated record. The coding region runs from base 457 to 4809 and encodes 1450 amino acids. Gene Ontology annotation, biological process: regulation of GTPase activity.